Messenger RNA from Canariomyces notabilis, 2283 nucleotides. RefSeq names its product phosphatases II. The coding region runs from base 249 to 2147 and encodes 632 amino acids. The transcript has 2 exons. Gene Ontology annotation, molecular function: protein tyrosine/serine/threonine phosphatase activity; phosphatidylinositol-3,4,5-trisphosphate 3-phosphatase activity; protein tyrosine phosphatase activity. Gene Ontology annotation, cellular component: nucleus; plasma membrane; cytosol. The record is from RefSeq and is a predicted model, not a curated record. NCBI's taxonomy places the organism in Eukaryota, Fungi, Ascomycota, Sordariomycetes, Sordariales, Chaetomiaceae. Gene Ontology annotation, biological process: protein dephosphorylation; phosphatidylinositol dephosphorylation; regulation of phosphatidylinositol 3-kinase/protein kinase B signal transduction.
AGCAGAUUCCCCAGGACCCGCCUAUCAAUGACGUCGCAUCAAUGGGACAGGGACAGGGCUGAGGCGCUUUCCUCUAUGUACCGACCCAGGUAUGCAGUGCCUCAUAAACCGGAAGAUUGUCCCGCAACAAAGGCCCAAAUAAAGAGCUGGGCGCCGAGCAAUCCAAGGCCGGUAUUAGUACCAUAUACUGCAUCUAGACGGCAAUUUUGACUGCUAUCAGCUUGCAUGUCACGGCCGAUUGCCCAGCAAUGACCUCAAUCCUGCGGCAGAUUGUCGCCGGACCCCGCGCGAAGCAUCAAGAGACCGGCCUCGACCUGUGCUAUGUCACGUCCAAUAUCAUCGCAACAUCCGGUCCCUCCCAGACGUACCCGCAGCGAGCCUACCGCAACCCACUCGACCGCCUCGUCGCCUACCUAGACGCCAAGCACGGCUCCGGCUGGGCAAUAUGGGAGUUCCGCGCCGAGGGUACGGGGUAUCCGGACGAGGCCGUCCACCACCGCAUCCGCCACUACCCCUUCCCUGACCACCACCCGCCGCCGUUCCGGCUGGUGCCCCUCGUCCUGGGCAGCAUGCGAAACUGGCUGCGCGGGGGAGACGUACAUCAUGAUCAUCAUUCCGGGGGCGAGGGAAACGAAGACGACGGGGAGCAACAGCAGCAGCGAGGUGGUGGUGGUGGUGGUGGGGAGGAGGGAGACGGCAAGGCAAAAAAGGACGAGAGGGUCGUCGUCGUCCACUGCAAGGCCGGCAAGGGCCGCUCGGGAACAAUGGCUUGCAGCUACCUCAUUGCCGAGUGUGGAUGGUCGGCUGAGGAUGCACUGGCGAGGUUUACUGAGCGGAGGAUGAGGCCUAACUUCGGUGCCGGCGUAUCCAUACCCAGCCAGCUGAGGUGGGUCAGCUACGUGGACAGGUGGACUAAGGGAGGGAGGAAGUAUGUGGACCGCGCGGUUGAGAUCGUGGAGGUGCACGUGUGGGGGCUGAGGAACGGAGUCAAGGUUGCUAUUGAGGGGUUCGCGGAGGAGGGGAAGAAGAUUAAGGUAUUUCAUACCUUUACCACCGAGGAGAGGAUCGUGGUUGAAGGGGAGCCGCCGGGCGGGGGAGGGGUGGUGGACAUGGUUCAGGAUAUGGCGGGGUAUGGAAUCAGUGCGAAGGUGGAUGAUAAGGGGGAGGUGGUGGAGGAGGCUGAUUACGAGACCAUUACUGGGGCGAAAGAUGACGGGAAUCUUGUGCCGGCCAAGGAGGAGGGUGGUCUGGCAAGAAGCCUAUCGAAGAGACUAAAGGGCUCUCAGACGAUAGGGUUGAUUCGCAAGUUCCCAAGUCGCAGACAGGGCUCUUCUCAGAGCCUAAAUAAGCUGGGCAAAGAUGGGGGCAGGGCCAGAACAAUUGCCAUGCCGGAAGCCUCGCAAACCUCGACCCUCGAUGGAAAGGAACAAGCCAGGCCUAAGUCGACCACCCCUCCGCAGAAUGGCGUGUCAUCUGCCGACCACUCAGAGCCUGGAGGACAGGCCGUCAUCUUUAGGCCGUCCAGCCCGAUUCGGAUCCCGAAUAGCGACGUGAAUGUGUCCGUCGAGAGAAGGAGUCGAGCACCCGGGAAUUUAGGCCUGACGAUGGUCACGGCGGUCGCGCACGUUUGGUUCAAUGCAUUCUUCGAGGGCAACGGACCCGAGCAAGACGGCAAUCCGGAUGACAGCGGGGUGUUCGAGAUGGAGUGGGACAAGAUGGACGGAAUCAAGGGGUCGAGCCAAAAGGGAACUCGGGCCUUUGACAGGAUGUCGGUGGUCUGGCGGGUUGCAAAGGCGGACGUCCCUGCGACCGAGGCUGAAGCGUCUGCAAUCCCAGGGGUAACGAUCAACGAACCUGGAGAAGAUAGUCCAGUGCCCCAGAUGCAGCCGGCAGACUGGACGGGGGCAACCGCCGAGGAUGCAACGGCGGAGAAGCACCUUGGGCUCCGGGUAGAAGACCCCGAUAGCAGGAAUGUUAGUAAGGCGAGCAGCGUCAGGAGUCAAGAGAUCGGAGAAGCCGGCGUUACAGAUGAAGUAGGGGAAGAAGCUUCUCUGCAGGGGGUCAAGGUCAGCGGCCCGGGAGGAGAGGAGACAUUGGAUGAAAGCCUGCUACAGAGUCACCUAGUCCGGGGGGCUCAGGCGAGGUAAAAACGGGCUGAAGGUGUGGAAUGUUCUAUAUGGGUGCUGGAGGGCGAUCCAGGGAUACCUGAGCAAGGAGUUAUGGUUAGCAUGCCUUAUACGAUGAAGAAGUCCCAGUCUUAUAAACGGCCAUCACAAUACAUAC